AUGCCUGAAAACACCUUCACGUUCAGCGAGGAGGAUUUCGAGGCCAUUAUAAAACUGCACAACGACACACUGGUGAUAUUAUUUCUUUUAAACAAUACCAGGAUAAAAUGUGUGCUUGUGGAUCCAGGAAACUCGACCAACAUAAUUAGAUCAGAGGUAGUAGGACAAUUGGGGUUGCUCGAUCGAGUCACCCCCAUCCCUCGAGUCCUCCAUAGCUUCAACAUAGCCGAUGAGGUAACGAAAGGAGAGAUCACCCUCCCGAUCGACACAUCCAACACGAUUCAGAACACCGAGUACCAAGUCAUCGAUGGCGACAUGAGGUAUAAUGCAUUGCUUGGCAGGCCUUGGAUACACAGCAUGAAGGCAGUACCAUCAACCUUGCACCAAGUGAUAAAAUUUCCCACGAAGGACGGCAUAAUGACUAUACAUAGAGAACUGUGGGUGGCAAAAGAAAUGUUUGCAGUUCACCAUAAGGCGUUGAUCCCCACUCACCCGAUCUCAGACAAGGUGAGGAACACACAGACCCCCGAGGAUGACGAAGAAGAUUUCUUCGCUCCUCGGACCUUCGUUGCCCCCGAGGAAUCGGACGCAACUAAAUCGAUAGUCGAAUAG
Nicotiana tabacum (common tobacco) is the source of this 612-nucleotide messenger RNA. Lineage: Eukaryota; Viridiplantae; Streptophyta; Magnoliopsida; Solanales; Solanaceae. The record is from RefSeq and is a predicted model, not a curated record.